This is a messenger RNA of Oncorhynchus gorbuscha (pink salmon), 657 nucleotides long. Its product is annotated as trypsin-3-like. Gene Ontology annotation, biological process: proteolysis. The coding region runs from base 1 to 657 and encodes 218 amino acids. Gene Ontology annotation, molecular function: serine-type endopeptidase activity. The record is from RefSeq and is a predicted model, not a curated record. The transcript is spliced from 5 exons. Lineage: Eukaryota; Metazoa; Chordata; Actinopteri; Salmoniformes; Salmonidae.
AUGAUCCCAGCCAUCGCUGUCCUCAUUGAGGAUAACAAGAUUUUCGGAGGGUAUGAAUGCAGAAAGAACUCUGCAUCCUACCAGGCAUCACUGCAGUCUGGCUACCACUUCUAUGGUGGCUCCCUGAUCUCCAGCACAUGGGUGGUGUCUGCUGUACACUGCUACAAGUCAUAUGUGACUGAUGAAACAUUCUUCAAAAACAUUGACAAGGGCACUGAGCAGUUCGACUCAGGGAAGGUCAUCAUGCACCCCAGUUACAACAGCUGCAACCUGGACAACGACGUCAAGCUGAGCAAACCCACCUCCCUGAACAGCUACAUGUGCACUGUGGUCAUGCCCUGCAGCUGUGCCAGCUCUGGCACCUGCUGGCUGGGGAAACCUACCCAGCAGAGGCUGUGGGUAGCAUCAACAAUAUCCUUCUACCCCGACCAACUGUUCUGCCUGGAUCUCCCCAUCCUGAGCAGCGGCAACAGCACCUACCAUGGACAGAUCACCUACACAUGUUCUGUGCUGGCUUCGUGGAUGGAGGCAAGGACUCUUGCCAGGGAGACCGUGGUGGGCAAUGGGCAGCUGCAGGGUGCUGUGUCCUGGGGUUACAGUUGUGCCCAGACUAAGAUCUGCAACUCCUGGAUAAGCAGCACCAUGUCCUCCAACUAA